GGACUCCCCCCUCCCCUUUCUCCUGCUCCUGCUGUUGCCAUGGGAGACGGCCUGGAGGCGGGCAGUAGCCAGGGUCCGCCCCUGGCCCCGCCCCCCCUCUACUUCAACCACCCCCCUCCCGAGACAUGGAAUCCUUCGCGACCCAAACGGCAGACCAAUCAGCUACAGUACCUCCUGAAGGUGCUCUUGAAGACCCUGUGGAAGCACCAGUUUGCUUGGCCCUUCCAGGCUCCUGUAGACGCCAUCAGACUCAACCUGCCUGACUACUAUAAGAUCAUCAAGCAGCCCAUGGACCUGGGCACCAUCAAGAAGCGUCUGGAGAACAGCUACUACUGGAACGCCCAGGAGUGCAUCCAGGACUUCAACACCAUGUUCACCAACUGCUACAUCUACAACAAGCCCGGGGAUGACAUUGUGCUGAUGGCGGAGGCUCUGGAGAAAAUGUUCCUGCAGAAGAUCACAGAGAUGCCCCAGGAGGAAACAGAGAUCGCCGUGGUUACCAAGGGUCGCCGCGGCAGCCGGCGAGACUCAGGUCUCAUCUCUAAAUCAGACUCAGGCCAAGACUCCUCCUCCCCCUCCACCACCCCCCACUCCCGUCCUCCCCCCCUCUCCCUCCCCUCCCAGGGCCCCCCCACCCUUCCCCUGGCCAUGCCACCCCAGUCCACCCUCCUCCCCCGUGUCCCUCCGACCCCGCCCUCCCACGCCCCCCAGCUCGGCCCCCCCUUCCCCCUCAGCUCUCUGGACCCCCUGGGCCAUGGCCUGACUGCCGUGCCCCACCACCCUGGCCUCCACCUUGGGGCACCCCCUCACAGUACCGCACCCCCUGCCAAGCAGAGGAAGAGCCAGAAGAGGAAGGCGGACACGACCACGCCCACCGCCAACGACCAGCUCAGCGAGUCGUCUCCCCUGGCGACGGAGCCCCGCCCCCGGCGAGAGAGCAGCCGUGCGUCCAAGCAGCCCAGACAGGACUCCGCCCAGCCGGACUCCCAGCACGGAGUGGGGGACUGUGCUCCCCCCCUGACCCCCAGCAGGGAGCAGGGCCUGCGGGGCUGUGCGGGGCUGGUGAGGGAGAUGCUGUCUCAGAAGCACACGGCCUACGCCUGGCCCUUCUACAAGCCUGUGGACGCUGCUGCCCUGGGUCUCCAUGACUACCACGACAUCAUCAAACACCCCAUGGACCUCAGCACUAUCAAGGUUAAGAUAGACAGCUGGGCGUACAGGGAUGCUCAUGAGUUUGCGUCGGAUGUCAGGAUGAUGUUCUCCAAUUGCUACAAGUACAACCCUCCUGACCACGAUGUGGUCGCCAUGGCACGCAAGCUGCAGGAUGUGUUCGAGAUGCGAUUCGCCAAGAUGCCAGAGGAUCCGGAAGAUCCCGCCCCUAUGCCCGCCUCCUCGCCCAGCCUCCACCAACCAGCACCCUCCACCAGACAGGCCCCUCCCACCAGACAGGCCCCGCCCACCAGACAGGUCCCUCCCACCGUAGGGCCCUCCUCCUCUUGUUCAUCUCCCUCGGAAUCGGAAUCGUCGGCCGGCGACUCGGAACAUGAGAGGACUCAGCGAUUGGCCGAGCUGCAGGAACAGCUUAAGGCGGUGCAUGAGCAGCUGGCUGCCCUGUCUCAGCCACCGGCCCUCAAGAGGAGAGAACGAGACAAGAAGGAGAAGAAGAAAGACAAGAAGAAGAAGCCAGGAGGGGAGGAGCCUCUGGAGGUGGCCCCGCCCCCUGUCCUGCUCCAGCCAACCAGGAAGAGCAGAAUCACCAAGGACCCAGUCACGCCCAAGAAGGUCAAGAAACCCAGUAAGAAGGAAGGAGUGGUGAAGAACAGUCGCCCUGGCAACGCCCUUCAGUCUGGCCCCACCCCUCUCGACCCCUCUGGGUCUGACGACCACACAGGUGUGUUUGUGGGCGGGCCCGACCGGUCUAAGCCAAUGUCGUACGAGGAGAAGCGUCAGCUGAGCCUGGACAUCAAUAAGCUGCCUGGUGACAAGCUGGGCCGCGUCGUCCACAUCAUCCAAUCACGCGAGCCGGCACUGAAAAACUCGAACCCGGACGAGAUCGAGAUCGACUUUGAGACACUCAAGCCGUCCACGCUGAGAGAGCUGGAGAGAUACGUGUUCACCAGCCUCCGCAGGAAGAGGAGACCUGCAGAGAAGGCUCUGGAGGUGACCAGUGUGAUGAAGAUGAAGACUGGAUCUUCAUCAGGCAGCAGCGAAUCUUCCUCUGACAGCGAGGAUGAGCCCGACAGAGGGUUGCUUCCCAAACAGAGGAAGCAGGCUCCUCCCCCUCGGAGGCUCCUCCCCCAGCACCCCCCCAGCGCCCCUGCCCCCCCCCAGCCCAUGGCUCCCCCUGCCCCAGGCCCCCACCCCUCCUCCCUGGACGACACCUUUGAUCCCCUAGGUCACUUCCUGCCUCCCACACUGCCCCAGGCCGGGCCCAUCUCCGAACCCUCCCACAAUAAUGCAGGGGCGGUCGCCGUCGGCAACAACCCCCCCCACCUCAACUCUGGAAGCGAGACACACCCCUUCCUCAACCCCUCGCCAGCUCUCCACAGCGCCCUCCCCCAGCAACCAUCUCGCCCUAGCAACAGAGCAGCAGCCCUCCCCCCUAAACCCCUCCAGCCUCCCCCCUCCUCCUCUGGCCCCCUCUUCCUCCCCCAGCCUCCCUCCAUCUCCUUCGCCCCCCUCCCACAACCACCCCCUCGCCCCCGCGUCCCUUCCCCCACGCCGCACGGCAUUCUGGGAACCCUCUCCGCCCAGCCCCCUCAGGCCCUAUUGGAGGACGACGAGGAGCCGACGCCCACAAACUCAGAGACUCCGCCCCCUCCCUCGCUGACUGCAAGCCAGGUUGAGAUGUGCCCGCAGACACGCCCCUCCGCGACACACACACAGCCACACACACGCAUACACACACACCCGCCUGUCACUCACUCCCAGCUGAUGCAGGCGGCGGCAGUAACCACGGCAAUGUCCGGUGUGACCCUCCCGAGGCCGACACACGAAGAGCAGCUGGAGUUUACACACUCGCUCGCACACACACACCCCUCGCUGGGACAGAAGGGGGCAGCGUUGCAGCAGAAACUACAGCAGAUACAACAACAACAGCUAAAGCAGCAGCAGCCGUCGCCUGGCAACAAGAUUGAGUCUUUUGCUUUAGGUCCCCUGAGGGGAAGCCCCUCCCCCCUGAUGAUGCAUUCCCCCCAGAUUCCUCCGUACCAUCCAAUAGGAGAGCACUCUCCCCCUCUGUCCAAGAAGCCUGACCAGAGGCCCCCCCUGAUGGGUGUGAAGGAAGAAAAGCCCCCCUCCCCUUUUAGCCCCUCCCCAUCUCCCUUUAGCACCGCCCCUUGUCAAGACUUACACAAACCCUCCGACAGCAAACACACACACAGAUCAGAUGUGAAGCCAUUAGACGGUUCUCGUCCCGGGCUCCGCCUCCCUGACUCCUUGGCUCCGCCCCCUUCUCAGCAAGAGGUGAAGCAGGAACCGAGAACCCCCACCGGCCCCAAGAAAACACAGACCAUGGGUUCGUGGGCCAGCCUGGCCCAGCGCCCCCCCUCCGCGCCCUCCUCCCUGCUCCGCUCCUCCUCCACGCCCUCCUCCCUGCUCCGCCCCCCCUCCACGCCCUCCUCCCUGCUCCGCCCCCCCUCCACGCCCUCCUCCCUGCUUCGCUCCUCCUCCGACAUCUUUGAGCAGUUCAGACGUGCGGCGCGGGAAAAGGAGGAGAGGGAGAAGCUGCUGAGAGCCCAGGCCCACCGCAGGGAGAAACUACGUAACCGUGACGACGAGGACACCGUGGAGCCGGCCCGUAGGGCUCAGGAGGACUCCCGCCGUCGUCCGGGGCAACAGUCUCCCCUGGCUGCCACGCCACCUGCCUCAACCCCGCCCACCAAUUCCCCACAGGCUCCGCCCCCACAGCCCCCGGCCACGCCCCCAGCCUCCACAGCUGCACAGACCGCCCUCGACCAGCAGAGGGAGCUGGCUAGGAGACGAGAACAGGAGAGGAGGAGGAGGGAGGCGAUGGCAGACACCAUAGACAUCAACUUCCAGAGUGACCUCAUGGCCAUCUUCGAGGAGAACCUGUUCUGAGGAAGAACGAGAGGAGAACCUGUUCUGAGGGAGAACGAGAGGAGAACCUCCAACAAGAUAUCCCUCAUGCAUACACACACACACACUCACACUCAUACACACAGUCUCUCACGCACCCCCUCCCUCCCACCUCCUCCCCCCUGUAGCCGUGGAAACGUUGCAGCGUCUUACACUUCUGUGGAAGCUUGUUUCGGAUUUGGGGUUGCCGAGGGCAAAAGAGUGAAAUCAGACACUUGAUCAAGCCCCAGAAUCUCUUCUCCUCACGGACAAGGUGGGAGUAGCCAUGAAAGGGGGAGGGGUCUUUUAAAACUGAAAAAUACCAAGUGGGGGGGUUGAUUUAAGAAAAUAACUGAAAAAGAAGAAGAAACAGGGAAAAAAAUUAUGAAUUAAUGAAGCUUGUUAAUACUUGUUCUCUUUUUGGACUAGCCUGAGGAGGGAGGGAUGAGGAAGGAGGGAGGGAUGAGGAGGGAGGGAGUUUCAAACCGAUGAGUGAACCAGAGGAAGGACAGCCUCUCAUUAUUUCCCCUCAUCUCUCUCUCAUCUUCUCCCCCUCUCUCUCCACACAUGUUGGGUGGGGGAGGAAGGGGGGAGUGUGUGCGAGGGGGAAGAUUUAUUUUUUUUUCUGUCCCUUUUUGUAGUUUUCUUCUCAGGACCCAGUGGAGAUGGGCCGCGUUCCAAAACUUCAGAAACACAUAGACAGGUGUUUAUGAAGUCACCUGUGUCACAUGACCACAUCCCUAUAAUAACCCUAUCCCUCCUCAUCUUCCUUCACAGAUAUAACAGCGUUGUAGCCUCCUAGCUUAAAAGCUCGCUAUCUACUCUACCUACGCGAAUAAUGUUUUUAACACAGUUAGUGAAUUAGCAACAGAGCAAGGAAACAACAUAGCUUGACAGUUACAUGGUUUGAUAGCCGCAAAUCUUGUUAGCUUUGAACGUUAGUUAGCUGUGAGCUAGCUACCUAGCGCUCCUGACUCGGCUAACAUGAUAGCUUGCCAGCUAAAUAGCUUUCCUUGACCCUGACUACUACAUCAAGAAGGAGGAGAAGGAAAAUGGGAGGGAGGGGGAGAGAGAGAGAAAGGGAUGGAGGGAGGGAAUAACCAACUGUGUUUAAGUAUUGGAAUGCGGCCCCUGCCUUAGUGCUCCUGUGAGAUUGUGAUCUAACACAAACACAUAUUAUACAUAUUAUAUAUAUAGAUACAUAAAUAUAUAUUCUAUACAAUGAAAUGUCACAAACAAACUGAAGGAAAAGAAAGAAUAAAGAAUUCUGUCUUUUGUGGAGAGCAUCUUUUGAAUCUCUGCUUAUGUUUUGGUUUUGUAAAAUUGACUUUAGAGGGGGGGAAUUAUUAUGAUUCUGUUAAACUAUCUUUUUUAUUUUUGUCUUGUUUGUGUCUGACCAUUUUCUCUCUCAUUGUCUGGCCUUCCUUUCUUUACUCGACGCCAAAACCGAUUUAUUGAGUGCUGAAAGUUCAUUCAUUCAUUUGUUUCCUUUUUUAAAUUGACUUAAACAAUCGUGUUUUCACUUUGUACCUGGGAAGUUUUCAGUAAUUUAAUUUAAUUCUUACUAAUGAGUUUCCUGGUCCUCUUCACCUUCUUGUCCAAUCAAAUAUGUUCCUUCAAACAGUCUAUGCUGUCAUUGGUUGAGAAUCACUGUUCAUUCACAGGACCGUAUCUUUUUGUUUUGUUUUUUGCCUGUCAUUGCUUUUGAACUGUAAAUCUCUUUUUACUUCAUGUUAUGGUUGUAUUAUGGAUUUUAUGUCAUUGUAUUUUUUUAUCUUUAAGUUCUUCAUUUUACGAUAAUUUAUCCUGCCCACCGUUGUUAUCUUUUGAUUGGAUAAGAGCUGGAGGAAGUGUGGGGGGGGGUCCAUUGACCAGUAGAAAGGAAGAGGAAUUCAGCUUGCUGUGGCGAAAUGGAGUACAUCCGUUCUAGGAUUCUAUUUCUAUGUUCUGAAUCCCCCCCAACAUAUGCAGAUCUAUGGACUGCAGAUCUAUGCUCCUAAGACGAGGCAAAAACGUUAUUGAUUCCCCCCAUUAUAGCAGCUCAAUUGCUCACAAAAGAGAAAAAAAACAUUAAAUAGAAUAGAAAAAUGUUUACAAAAUAUAAAACUAAUAUUGCUUUACUACUCGCACCUUUAUUUUCCAGCAUCAUCAUCCCAUCUUUAUCGCUUCCCUUCAUCUCUCCUUCUUUCAUAUUCUGGUUGUCGUGUGUUCUCUCUUCUUUCCCCCCUCGUCUUGAAUACCUUGUUUGUAUGUGGAUAAGUCUGCAGAUGGUUCGAUCCGUCUUGUUUGUAUGUGGAUAAGUCUGCAGAUGGUUCGAUCCGUCUUGUUUGUAUGUGGGUGAGUCUGCAGAUGGUUCGAUCCGUCUUGUUUUUAUGUGGGUGAGUCUGCAGAUGGUUCGAUCCGUCUUGUUCCCUUUAUGGAAGCAACCAUCUCUCUUUUUUAAGAAAAGUAUUAAAAUUAUAUUAAAAAUGUACC
Hypomesus transpacificus is the source of this 6552-nucleotide messenger RNA. RefSeq names its product bromodomain-containing protein 4-like. Gene Ontology annotation, cellular component: nucleus; chromatin. Gene Ontology annotation, biological process: positive regulation of transcription elongation by RNA polymerase II; chromatin remodeling. NCBI's taxonomy places the organism in Eukaryota, Metazoa, Chordata, Actinopteri, Osmeriformes, Osmeridae. The transcript has 21 exons. The record is from RefSeq and is a predicted model, not a curated record. Bases 40 to 4080 code for a protein of 1346 amino acids.